Molecule: messenger RNA, 943 nt
Organism: Lolium rigidum
Lineage: Eukaryota; Viridiplantae; Streptophyta; Magnoliopsida; Poales; Poaceae
Product: zinc finger protein CO3-like
Exons: 3
Coding region: 1-891 (296 amino acids)
Biological process (GO): regulation of DNA-templated transcription
Cellular component (GO): nucleus
Molecular function (GO): protein binding
Source: RefSeq, a predicted model, not a curated record
AUGGCGAACGGCGGCGGCGGCGGCCGGCGGCGCAAGGGGGCGCGCCGGGCCAAGCCCAAGAAGAAGACCAAGUACCUCAGCCUCAGCCGCCACCUCUCCCAGGCGGCGGAGGUCGUCCACAGGUCUGAGUCCCUGUCGGUGGAGGAAUCUUUGCCGCUGGAGGCGCCGUCGGCGGAGGAGACGCUUGAGGAGGACGGAGCCGGGCAUGAGCAGCAGCAGCAGCUCGACCCGUUCGCGCUGCAUCCCGAGGCGCCGUCCACGCUAUUCGCGGCGGCGCCGUCGCUCAACGACAUCCUCGGCGUCUCCUCCCCCUUCUCCGGCGGCGGCUCGGGUGGCUCAUCCUCGUGCGCCCCCUCCCCGGACGCAUCCGGCGGGAGCGGCCGCUUCGAGGGCGAGGAGGAGGACCUGGCGCGCCGCGCGCUGCGGGGCAGGGAGCGGUGGGUGUACUGCAGGAGCAGCUCCUCCUCCCCCAGCGCCGCAACUGCGACCACCACCACCACCACCACAACCUCGUCCUCGUGCUCGUCGGCCGCGAGCACGGGCGCCGCCUCCGCGCGGCCGCCGCUGCUCAAGCUGGACUACGACGAGAUCCUGGCCGCCUGGGCCGGCCGCGGGUCCCUCUACAUCGGCGCCGCGCCGGCCCUCGCGCCGCCCAAGCUGGAGCCCGACUCGGUGUUGGUGGAGGUGGCGCCGGGGCGGCAGGCGGCGGCGUGGGUUGCGCCGGAUGCGACCGGGAGGGCGGAGAGGGUCAGGCGCUACAAGGAGAAGCGCCAUGCCCGCCUCUUCUCCAAGCGGAUCCGGUACGAGGUUCGCCGCAUCAAUGCCGUCCGGCGGCCGCGCUUGAAGGGCCGUUUCAUCAGGGGGAACGAAGGUGUUGCGAUGGCCACCUGAAGCGAGCUCCAGCCUUUAUCGCAGUGCUUGCUUCAUUCAGUUACAAGAAUGG